AUGGCCUCUCCCGCCACGACCCCGCGGGACAAGCAGCCCUCGAGCCGCAUGAAGAUCGGCCCGGUGGUCCUCAGCGCGGACUCCAAGACGGCCAUAUGCGGCGUCAAGCUCACCAGGGGACUGGAGUACAAGCCGUGGAACGCGCAGCUCAACCUCGGCGCAUUCGUCGACCUCGGCGCCAACACCGUGUCCGGAUUCAGCCGGCUCGAGGUGGACGCCGGCAAGGUGGGCAAGGUGGUCGCCGACGUCGAGGGCGUCGAAGUUCAGAAGGACUGGCACCUCCCCUGGGAGUGGGCGGAGGGCAGGCUCGAGCUCUCCGCGGGCGUCGGCCUGCAGAGGGAGACCCGCGGCGGGCCGGACUUUAAGCCGAGGCCGUACGUCAACGUCGACUUUCGCCCAGCGGAGACGCCCUUUCGCGCCGCGAUGGUGUCGUGGUCCCUCGUCAAGGACCAGCCCAUCGAGAUGAGGCCCAAGUACGACGUCUCGCCGAACGUCUCCGUCGAGUUCCCGCUCACCCUGACCGGGCACGUGUUUGCCUCGAAAGACUCCGCCGGCCGAGUCGAGCGAACGCCCCGGGGGGGUUCCGUGAAGGAAGACGGCUGCCUCAAGCUCCACGCGCACGGCGCCGUCGUCUCGUACAAGUUCGGCGUGACGCAGGUGGACGAGCUCAGGUGGGACGUGUGGCGUCGGAACAUGAGUACCGCGGAGAAAGAGGCGGAGAAGAACAAGUCCAAGGAGCAGAGAGAGGCGGAGAAGGCGGCGAGGCGCGCGAAGGAGCGGGAGGAGAAGGCCAAGCGGGACGCCGCGAAGGCUCGGAAGGAGGCGGACGCCAAGGUUAAGAAGGCGAAGGAGGAGGCGGACGCGCGCGUGAAGAAGGAGAAGGAGGCCAAGGCGAAGCGGGCGAAGGAGCUUCCGUUGCCUGUCCCGACGAACGCGAGAGGCGGGAGUCGUCACACGCGCGCUCGCGCCAUGACGACUCGACGCCGGCCCGCGCCCUUCGCGCUCGCGACGUUCGCGCUCGGCGUGAUACUCCUCCACGCGCGCGCCGUCCUGGGCGACGACGACCAGUCGCCGCCUCCGUCGCCUCCUCCGAGGCGAAGGCGCGCGUCUUUUCCCCUGAGGGCCUCGCCGGGCGACGCCGCGGGCACGGUGUCGCUCGUUUGGACCCCCCCCGCGACGCCCCGCGUCCUCCCCGCCGACGACGCCGCGUCCGGCACGGAUCCCUCGGUCGUCCCACCCGGCCUCGCCGCGUUCAAGGCGGCCGCGCGCGACGCGUCCGCGGGCGCGCGGUUCGAUAUCUUCGCCGGCGCGUGCGUGGAGGGCGACCCGCGGCGCGACGGUUUCGACGCGCGCCUGCACGCCUACGCGCCCCCGAUCGCGCCGUGCGCCCCCGCGACGACGCUCGUGGCGGAGGCGUCGAACACCAACACCGCGGUGGUGGACGGGCUCACACCGGGCGCCACGUACGCGUUCAGAGUCGCGGUCCGCGCGAUCCGCGAGGAGGCGGAAGAAGGGAAAGGCGAAAAAGAAGAAGAAGAAGAAAAAGAAGAAGGAAAAGAAGAGGAGGCGUGGUCCGCUGCCGCCACCGCCACGGCGACCCCGGCGGCGGACGACGCGUCACCGACCCUCAGCGAUGAGAGCGCGUCCGUCCCGAACCUCGCGUUGAGCGACCCGGAGCUGGGUUUCUGCGCCGCCGCGGUUGGGUCGUUUCCCGCGGGCGCGAUACUCCUCGACGGAUCGGAGAUUUUCGCCGAGUCGGCAUCCGGAUGCUGUCUGGAGUGUUCCAGAACCCUCGGUUGCAACGCGUGGGCGCACUGCGGCGACGACGACGGCGACGACGACGACGACGACGCGACGUGCGCGGCCGCGGGCGUGCGCGGGCAGUGCUGGCUGAUGAACGUGCCCCCGUCCGAGGCGAACGACCGGAAGGACGACCGGAAGGACGACCGGGAGGAGGACGAAGACACAAACGCGACGCGUCCGCUCCAGAACCCGGGUUGGACGGGCGGCGUGAUAAACCCCGAACCCACGCGACCCCGCGCGCCCGCGUCGCUCGUCCUCAAUCUCGGCAAAAGCGACGACGGCGAUGAAAGCGAACCUUCGUGGUGCGCUUCGUGGGCGGACCCGCCCGCGCUUCCGUCCGUCGCCGCCGCAUCCUCCGCCGCGGCGACGUUUACCAUCGCCGUUACCGUCGCGGGACGCGAAUCGACGUACGACAUGGCGGGCACGUUACCCCCGCGGCUGUGCGCGUGCGAGGGGUGGGCGCCCCCCGACGAGGCGGACCCCGGUGAGUCACCGCCCGGUGAGUCACCGCCCGGUGACGCGUCGUCGUCGAACGCCGAGACGGACGAGGUUCGAUCGGUGAGGGUAUCCGUCGUCGCCGAGAACCCCGGCGGGUCGUCGGCGGCGACGGGCGCGUCCGUCGAUCUGAGCCCAUCGGACCUCGAGGCGUGGCGCGUCGCGUCAAAGAUUCCGUGCGACGACGACCGUUACGACGACCGUUACGACGUCGAGGAGCCGCCGCCCGGUCCUCCCAGAGACGUCCGCGCGCGCUGGGUCCAACCCGGCGGGUCCGACGACGACGACGGCGGAUCCUCCGCCGCCACCCUCGCCGUCGACUGGAGUCCGCCGCUGGAUGCCGCGGGCGAGGACGCGCUCGAGCCGAACGCCGUAGGGUACCAGGUGAUUUGGACGCAGUGGGACCCGCGGCUGUUCCCCGCGGUGGACCCGCCGAUGUCCGUGGUGCUCGCGGACGACGAACGCGUUCGACGCGCCGCGUCGUCGCCGUGUGGUUCCGGAAACGUCGAGAAGGACGGGUCCGGCUCGUCGUGUUUCUUCGCCGGUCUCGCCACCGGGCUGAGGCUGGACGGUCUGGACGGGUCCCUUGCGCUGGCGAUCGCCGUCCGCGCCGUCACCACCGGUGGCCCCGGUCCGCUCUCCCAGCCCGUCGUGACGUCCCCCGCGUCCCUGUCCCUCGAGGACCCGCCCGUCGAGGACGAGGAUCCGGCGGAGGAACCCGGUGAGUCACCGCCUGGUGAGUCACCGCCCGGUGACGCGUCAUCCGUCGACGGUGUCGUCCCUUCCGAGGCGGCGAGGCCCGUCGCCCCUGCGCUCGACGCCCCGUCGGUUCCCGACGUCGUGCGUUUACCCCUGUACGAGGCGAACAGGGUCGGCGGCGUGUACGAACAGAUGAACGAAAACUCGGGUGGGUACGGCCAGGGUUCGGGCACGGCGGCUUUCGACGCCGGCGGCGAUUUCGUCGAGGAGUCGACCACGGAGGAGGUCGUCGGCGGCGGGCUCGGCGGGCUCGGGUACGGGGCGUACGGCGGCGGGUUCGGGUACCCGUUCGCGGGACUCGGGCUAGGGGGCUUGGGUUUCGGCGGCUACCGGGACGGGUUCUACGGGGACGGAUUCUACGGCGGCGGCGGCGGCGGCAACGGCACCAGCGUGGUCGUCGGCGGGAGCACCAUCACCGUCAUCCUGAACGUCAACGACAACACGACGUCCACGGAGGACGCGACGACGACGCCGACGCCGGUCCCGUCCCCUACCCCAUCCCCUACCCCAUCCCCUACCCCAUCCCCGGUCCCGUCGCCUGUCCCUUCCCCGGUUCCUUCGCCAGUCCCUUCGCCGUCUCCUCUGGUCCCGGAACUGAGGAAGAGGGGCACCAAGGAAAACCCGCUCCCCGGCGAGGAAAAGACGGUCGCGCGCGUCAGGGUCGGGUCCGAACCAUCCGUUCCGGGCACCGAGCCCGCGGUAGUCAAGAUCGGCGACGCACGAAACGCGCCCGCGGCGGACAAAACCGACAAAACCUCCGCGACCUCCUCCGCGAAACCCCGCGCCCCGGGUUCAGACGUAAAGGUCGUUCCCCUGGACGCGAAGGCGCGCGAGUCCGCCACGCCGACGACGCCGACGACGACGCCGACGGUGAUUCCCCUCCCUCCCGACGCCGAACCCCGGAGGGAGGAGGCACCCGCCGUCGUGACGAUGACCGAACGGGAAAAGGCGGAAGCCGCCGCCGGGAAAAAAACGCGCGUUCGAGGCGCCACCGACGACGCCGAGACCAAACCCCGCGGCGAGACCAAACCCCGCGGCGAGACCAAACCCCGAUCGUCUCCCGAGAAGAAGAAGAAGCCCGCGCCGACAAGGUCAGACAAAGUUUCAGAGGCUCGCGCGCGAGCGAACCAACGAAGCUCGGGAGGCGGCGGAAGAAAAUCAGGCGAGCGCCAGGCCAGGCAGGUCUCGGCGCAGGCGCGCAAACCGUGA
This is a messenger RNA of Micromonas commoda, 4266 nucleotides long. RefSeq lists its product with no specific name. The record is from RefSeq and is a predicted model, not a curated record. The transcript has 3 exons. NCBI's taxonomy places the organism in Eukaryota, Viridiplantae, Chlorophyta, Mamiellophyceae, Mamiellales, Mamiellaceae. Gene Ontology annotation, molecular function: protein binding. Bases 1 to 4266 code for a protein of 1421 amino acids.